Beauveria bassiana ARSEF 2860 is the source of this 510-nucleotide messenger RNA. RefSeq lists its product as uncharacterized. The record is from RefSeq and is a predicted model, not a curated record. Bases 1 to 510 code for a protein of 169 amino acids. NCBI's taxonomy places the organism in Eukaryota, Fungi, Ascomycota, Sordariomycetes, Hypocreales, Cordycipitaceae. The transcript has 3 exons.
AUGAAGUUCCUCGCCGCCCUCAUCCUCCUCGUCGCCUCAAUCGCCACCGCGCAGGACAAGACCUGCGAGGCCGAUUACAUAGUCACCCGCUGCCUCCAGACCGAAAACGACAAAAAUUCAUCAGCCAACCCCCUCUUCUACAAGGUCACCGCCUGCAACCAAACCGAUUUUAACUGUCUCUGCGCAUCCUACCAAGCCAUUGCCACCUGCUACAACAAUUGCCCCAACGACGCCCGCGCCCCUUCUGCUCGCGCCCAAGUUGCCGCCUACUGCCGCAACCCCCUCACCACCACCGCCGCCGCCGCUGCACCUUCAUCAUCAACUUCUUCUGCUUCUUCCUCUACAUACUCUUCAUCGGUUGGCCUCGCGACCGAUAUUGACGGACCGACGCCAACGACCAGCACGGGCUUUGUCAACGGCACGCCCACAAGCGACAGCGCGACGCACAAGAAUUGCGCCGGUGUGGUGCUCUUUGUAGCUGGUAUCGCUGGAAUUCUUGCUUUACCGUAA